This is a messenger RNA of Hydatigera taeniaeformis, 210 nucleotides long. Lineage: Eukaryota; Metazoa; Platyhelminthes; Cestoda; Cyclophyllidea; Taeniidae. The record is from the annotation of a GenBank genome assembly.
AUGGCGCCUAGCGGCACUGCUGGUCACAACAACAUAAUUGAACGUCUUCGCACUGCAGAAACGCGGUUAAGUCAUCUCGAAGCCUACGUCAGUCGGCUGUCAUCACGUCUGCGUGGGGUGGAACAACAACAGGCCCUCCUGGGUGGACUAAUUACGAUCUACUUUGGAUUGAAGGUCGUGCGUUUUUUGGUGGCGGCUUUGUUCAAGUAG